AUGAUAACGUAUGAAGAAUAUGUAAAACAAUUGAAAGAAUUAGAUGUGUAUAGUACAGUAGCAUUUAAGAGAGUAGUCCCAUAUGUGCUGAUACAGCAGCAGCAGAAUGAAGACGAAUUACUAUUAAGAUUAAGGGCACCAUCAGAAAAAUUGGUGGGAGAAAUUAAUAAUGGUAGCAAUAAACUCGUAAUAAUUGAUUUAAAGAUUAGUUAUUCGCAUGUAUACCAAGAACCGCAACUUUCAAUCCAACUUUGGGAAACAAAUGGAAGACAAGAGAACCAGGAGGAAGAACAAGUAGACGAAAUAUAUUUGUGGUAUCCUAAUAAUAUUAAUGAAACACUUGCUAUACCUACAAAUCUUUUCACUAUUGAAUUAGACACGGUACCGCGUCCGAGAGUCGAACGGACGACUACAGAUAAUAUUAACAAUAGUGGUAGUAAGAAACUUAUGUCAUCUUCGGCGUGGUAUGUAGUUCACAGUUGUGAUACUUCUGAGAUUGUUGGAACUCCCAUACAAAAUUAUCUUCAGCGAUGGGCUAGUGUUUAUAUCGCUAGCUGGUGGGGAAUAGUAAGAACGCCGAACAAUUGUUAA
Messenger RNA from Vanderwaltozyma polyspora DSM 70294, 591 nucleotides. It is a transcript of the gene ATG10, whose product is annotated as E2-like conjugating enzyme. The record is from RefSeq and is a predicted model, not a curated record. NCBI's taxonomy places the organism in Eukaryota, Fungi, Ascomycota, Saccharomycetes, Saccharomycetales, Saccharomycetaceae. Gene Ontology annotation, molecular function: ubiquitin-like protein transferase activity. Bases 1 to 591 code for a protein of 196 amino acids. The transcript has a single exon.